Messenger RNA from Culicoides brevitarsis, 1876 nucleotides. RefSeq names its product arylsulfatase B-like. The record is from RefSeq and is a predicted model, not a curated record. The coding region runs from base 1 to 1851 and encodes 616 amino acids. The transcript is spliced from 6 exons. NCBI's taxonomy places the organism in Eukaryota, Metazoa, Arthropoda, Insecta, Diptera, Ceratopogonidae.
AUGUUUCAGUCUAAGUUGAAACGUGAAGCUGUUCAUACAAAGAUUUACGUUGUUUAUCUUUUUACACAUCUUUUUAUAAAUUUCGUGAAGGGCGCUACAUUAGAUAACAAACCACCAAAUGUUAUCAUAAUAAUGGCAGACGACAUGGGAUUCAACGACGUAAGUUUCCACGGAUCCAAUCAAUUUCUCACACCAAAUAUCGAUGCCUUGGCAUAUCACGGCGUCAUUCUGAACAAUCACUACACAGCACCUCUGUGCACGCCAUCCCGCAGUUCCUUCAUGACCGGCAAAUAUCCCUUUAACAUUGGCAUGCAACAUUUAGUGAUUAUAUCUGACGAGCCAUGGGGACUUCCGUUGAACGAGAAAUUGCUUCCGCAAUACUUCAAGGAGGCCGGUUACAGUACGCAUUUAGUGGGGAAAUGGCAUUUGGGAUUCUACAAAGAAGUUUAUUCGCCAACUCACCGAGGAUUUGAUUCGCAUUUCGGAUAUUUGGGACCACAUAUUGAUUACUAUACGCAUCGAAUUUGGUAUGCGGAUAGAGAAUAUGAACAUGCUUUGGAUAUGCGAUCGAAUUUGGAAGUAAACUAUACAGUUGAAGGCAGAUAUGCGACGAACCUGUUGACAAGUGCAGCAAUCGAUGUUAUUGAUAAUCACAAAGGAGAUAAGCCGUUAUUUUUGAUGUUGAAUCAUUUGGCGCCUCAUGCCGGAAAUGAGGAUGAUCCCUUCCAAGCACCGGAGGAAGAGAAACAGAAGUUUUCGUAUAUUAAGGAUCCAAAUAGGAGAAAUUUAGCAGCUGUUUUAUCAAUUUUGGACAGUGAAAUUGGUCGCCUAAUGCAAAAACUAGAAGAGAAAAAUCUACUCGAGAACAGUAUCGUUGUCUUUUUCUCCGACAAUGGAGCUCCCUCAGAAGGCAUUCACGGAAAUGCUGGCUCUAAUUUCCCUUUCAGAGGCCAAAAGAACACUCCCUUCGACGGAGGCGCUAAAACCCCUGCUCUCAUCUGGAGUCCUCUCCUAAAAUCCCCAAAUCGAGUCUUUGACGGCCUCUUUCACGUCAGCGAUUGGCUUCCAACUCUCUUACAUGCCAGUGGCUUUCCUGUCAACCUUUCAUCCAUCGAUGGCGUCAACCAAUGGGACUCAAUUUCAACAAACUCCCCACCGAAACGUCACGAGCUCGCAAUAAACAUCGACGAAAAAUUCGGAUAUUCCGCAAUUAUUGCUGAUCAGUUCAAACUUGUCAAUGGAACUAUCUUUAAAGGAACUUACGACCAUUGGAUGGGAAAUUUAAACUUAUCAGAAGCGACAAAUUUGGAUUAUAGCCAAUCAAUUCUCGAUUCUGUCACUUUCAAAAUUUUGCAAAAUCAUUCAGAAUCUAUUCCUAACAUCGCCGCUACUCGAGAAAAUUCGAUUGUGAGAUGUCCUCUUACCACAGGUCGAAAUUGUGAUCCCUUAGUUGCUCCCUGCCUCUUCGACCUUCAUCAAGAUCCGUGCGAAAGAAACAAUCUCGCUGCCACAAAGCCACAUAAAUUAUCCCAAUUGCUCGGUCGAGUGAAGGAGUAUCAGAGGAAAAUGGUUCCCCUGGGUAACAAGCCACUGGAUCCGAUUUCCAAUCCGAUAUAUCGGAACAAUACGUGGGGAUGGUGGGUAGCGACGACCAACGAAGAUCGCCAAAUACUCGAAAAUGUUCGGAACAGCGUCAAAUUGGAAAUUGAUUUGAUACGACGACAAACGUUCGGCUUGAAACAAUGGAUUACGACAGCAAUUUUAAUUACUCUCACGGGGCUUUGUUUGGCUUUCUACUGCGUUUGUUCGGCUUACCGCAAAAAUCGGUAUCGCCGAGAAGUGAAUCUGUAAUUUUUUUUUAGCAAAUAAAUCAAAA